Molecule: messenger RNA, 3591 nt
Organism: Dioscorea cayenensis subsp. rotundata (Guinea yam)
Lineage: Eukaryota; Viridiplantae; Streptophyta; Magnoliopsida; Dioscoreales; Dioscoreaceae
Biological process (GO): transcription by RNA polymerase III
Cellular component (GO): transcription factor TFIIIC complex
Molecular function (GO): protein binding; DNA binding
Source: RefSeq, a predicted model, not a curated record
GUUAGUCCACGGCCAUUCAUACUACCGGUUCCCUCGUGCGACCAUUGAUGUGCCCGUGCUCUCUUCAACAAGCUAACACUUUGUCACAAUCAAUUGUUAGGUGAUUCUAAUCAUUUGGAUUAUGAAAGAAUUUCAAGAUCAAAUGGGUAUCGAUUGCCAUGGCAAUAUGAAGCUGGGAAAGCAGAGCCCGCCUGGCAUUGCACCCUUUGACCACUCCAUUGACGGCUUCUUUGCCACCAUGGAUUCCAUCUCCGCCCUUUGUGGUGAGCUAUCGUCUGAGGGCUACUUGCUCUCCCAAAUCGAACGAUUUUCCUCCAUGAUCAUGUUUUUGAAAGAAUGGCGGCAGUUCUAUUAUGAACCAAAAGUUAUGAAUUUUUCUUAUGAAAGUGAGUCCGGUAAAGUGAAUGAUUUCAGUGAGGGGAUAACAUUGCAACAAUUUUCUUCAGCUUCAGUUUCAGUACCGGAGAUGGAAUCUUUACCUCAAAAUGUGAGAUCUUCUAGUAGUGAUUUUGUGUUGCAUGUUGGUGGAUUUGUUUGGGCAUUGGACUGGUGUCCUAGGACAGAUGAGAAAACUGAGGGCCAAGUCAAUUCCGAGUAUCUUGCAGUUGCUGCCCAUCCUUCUGGCGCUUCAUAUCACAAGAUAGGAGUGCCUUUGGUUGGAAGGUGCUUAAUUCAGAUUUGGUGCCUCACAAGUUUGGACAAGAAAAAUGAACUAUCUCAAGCGAAGCCUAAAGGAAGAGGGAGACAAAAAAUAAACCUAAAACAAUCAGAAACAGAACUGUCUCAUGAGUUAAACCAAAAUGAGUUCUCUGCUAAUAGGAGGAAGAGAGGGAGACAUAGAAAGAGACAGGCAGAAGAUGAUGCUUCGUGUGAUUCAGAUAACAAGAAAAUAUUACAUUUACCAAAGCCUCGAGGUAGACCUAGAAAAAUAGAAAAAUUAAGUACAGAUGAUUUGACCAGAGGGCAGAUUCUUCCUGCUAGGCCUCGAGGAAGACCAAGAAAGCACAUGAAUCGGGGAUUUAAUGGUCCAGAUAGUGUCAAUGGAUUAAUUUUAGGGAGGUUUGCCAGGACACUGGAAAGUGUGGAUGGCAGAGAAGCACCUCCAUCCACUGAUCAUGUGAGUUUAAGCACAAUGCAUUGUGCGUCAGUUUUAAAUGUUGAUGCAGGAGAUGCACCCAAGCGGAGGGAAAGGCCUAGAAGGGAACCAUUGUCAAGUACAAAUAAGUUUCAUCAAGAAUCUGUUUUUGAAUUACAGGUAGAUGCAUCUGGUAAUGGUGCGCUUACAAGCACAGAGAACUGCAUGGCUCCUUUGGCACAUUGGUUUGGGGAAUAUUGCUUCACUGUCGGUGACUUCAGGCAAUUUAAUUGUUGAAAGGAAUCAUGUGUGUGCAGUGUAGAUGACAUUGCAGCAUGCAGUGUUGAAGUAGACAUAGAGGCAUAUGGCAGCAAUCUAAUUUCUAGCAGAAGUGAUUGUUUGCCAUGUUUGAAUGUUGAUUUGCAGCAUGUUGCUUUGCCUUUGACAACUUCAGCUGGUUCAAUCAUUAAAGAGAAGUCAUUUGUUUCUUGGUUUCAUGGACAACCUAGAGAGUCAACAAUUUCAAGUGCAAACAAGGGUGUUCUGACACCUGGUGUUGAUAUAGAAUCUAAUGCGUCUGGCAGUAGUCUUACAUUAAAAUCAAAUGAGAGCAUGACACCUUUGAAUUCUCAUUCUGGGAAUGCUACAAUGUUUCCUACAUCAGGCAAUACACAUGCUGAAGAGAAAUCAUUUGUGCCAAGGCCUGGAGGAAGACCUAUAGAUCAAUUUAUUCAAAGCACAAGCAAGACCGUUUCAACAUCUGGUGCUGACUUCAAGCUAUUCAGUAACCUAGAGCUUGCUAAUUCAAGAGAAAAUUUAAUUUCUGGUGAUUGUCAAAGUGAAUUAAUUGUGUCAGACUAUUGUGAAGGUGUGACAAAUGGAAGGGAAGAAACUAUGUCUUGUUCUCAUAUUCCAGAAAAUAUUGCUUUGCCCAGGAUGGUUUUCUCUCUAGCUCACAAUGGAAAAGUUGCAUGGGAUGUGAAAUGGAGGCCUAAAACCUCCACUAAAUCUGAAGGCAAACAACAUAUUGGCUAUCUUGCUGUGUUGUUGGGCAGUGGUUCUGUUGAAGUGUGGGACAUGCCGCAUCCUUCCUUGGUCAGGAGGCUAUACAUCUCUUCUAGAAUUGAAGGUACUGAUCCUCGUUUUAUUAAACUGGAGCCUGUUUUCAAAUGCUCAAAGAUCAAAUGUGGAGAUAGACAAUGCAUUCCCCUAACACUGGAAUGGUCACGUUCAGGUUCUAGUGAUUUAAUGUUAGCUGGAUGCCACGAUGGAACAGUUGCUCUAUGGAAGUUCUCUUCUCACUGCCUUUCUCAAAUAUUCUUACUCAUGAUUUUCAUUUUACACUCAUCUACAGAGACAAGGUCUUUGCUCUGUUUCUCUGCUGAUGCUGGUCCCAUAAGAUCUCUUGCUUGGGCGCCAGAAGAAAGUGAUCCUGAGAGCUCAAAUCUAGUAGUAACCACAGGACCAGAAGGCCUCAAGUUUUGGGAUGUACGUGAUCCACAUCGUCCUUUGUGGGAGCCUUAUCCUAUGCAGAGAGCCAUAUUGAGUUUGGAAUGGAUGAAAGACCCCAGGUGUGUUAUUAUCUCACUCGAUGAUGGCACGUUGAGGACCUUCAGCUUGUGGGAUUUGGCAAAUGAUGGUCCAGUGAUUGGAAAACCUUCUGAUGGCAUGAAGCAGCCUGCAUGGCAUAGUUACUUUUGUUCAUCAUUUGCCCUUUGGAGCAUCCAAGUGUCACGUUCAACAGGUCUAGCUGCUUAUUGUGGCGCAGAGGGUUCCACGUAUUAUUUUAAGCUUACAGUUAAUUCUCUGAAGGAUCCUCGGAAUCAUCUCCCACACAUUUUAUGUGGUUCACUUUCAAAAGAUGGUGAAAAAGUGAAGAUAAGCACCCCAUUGCUCAACACUCCAUCUCUAGUGACAAAGCACAUGAGCACCUGCACAGUGACCUCCCAAGUUCUUAUUCCCUAUACUGCAGGUGCAAAUCAUGCUACUGGACCAAAAGACUUAAAAUCUUCACUUCCAGGAAAUAGGAUCUUCUUUUUUCCUAAGAUGAAGAAGCCAAAAUCAAAGCCGAAAAAUGUAGAGAGUGAACAUGGAUGUAGAGAAGCAGAAUCAGAGUUUUUGGAUUCUCCUUCCAAAGUUUUGGCUAUGCACAGAGUAAGAUGGAACACGAACAAAGGAAGUGAGAGAUGGCUUUGCUAUGGUGGCGCUGCUGGCAUUGUACGCUGUCAGGAAAUUUCUUGAGCAAAACCAACAACAACAUUAAUGGUAUUGUAGCAUGCAGCUUCCUGCUAGACGGCUGGAUCUAUCGCGCAAAGUCCCUCUUUCUUCCUUUGUGCAAAAUGUAAUAUUAUAGUGUAACCAUUGGUGUAUUUAUAAUGUUUAAAGUAGUAUAUAAGAUGAACAGUAUUUAUUCUUGAGUUAUUCUCUAAUUCUCUAAUUCUCUUCGUGAGCCCCAUGUAUUUUUCUGUAUUUUGGGGUUCUAGUAAUUUUCUAGGUAGCUAUUACUUUGCAAAACA